GACAUCGACACGGCGCGCUCCCGCAGCUGCACGGCGCUUAUUUAGAUAGUUUAGUAACCAGAAAUCCCCCUGGGAAUAAAUCCAUGUUGUUACACACGUAUGGACGACGGAGAGUGAAGCAUUUGGGAAACACGGACGCCACUUUGGAGUACAGUUUUCACGACUUGUUGGAAGCUUAAAAGCGGGUUCCGGUGGCGAUAUUUUUUUUCUGUCAGGAAGUUUGACGUAUUCGGUUGAAGAUUGUUUCUUACUUUGUUUUGGUUUGGGGGAAAGUUGUGGAUUGCUGUAAAGAACAGAAACCGCACGAAAUCUCUUUGACUCAGUAAAGACUGCGUUUUUUUCAUAUUAAAAUCUGUUAGGAGCUUUCAUGAGUACUUCAGGAACCGUAAUGUAAGAGCUGAAGCUCUGCGGAGUGCAAACACCGCUGGAGUUUAUCAUACUUGGCUUCUUUUGACAUAUGAAUAAUUUGAGUUUAUAUGUAUAUUAACACUAUACGUGUAGAUUUGUUUCUGCUAGUGUCAUUUCAGUCAGUUUUUGGUACAAGUUUGAACUCCAUCAUGACUGAAUCAAAUCCCCCUGCACUGUUUUUAUAGGCCUUUAUGUAUUCUUACAUGUGUAUGUUUAUGGCCAUAAUUAAGUUGCAGUGCAAUGCAGUUGUAUGCAAAGUAAAGAUAUCUGCAGCCUAGAUUAUUUUGGACUCCAACCUGGCAACACAGAGAAGGAAAAUCUGCAAACUUAGCAGGAAGAGAGGCUGUAAUCACGGAAAUCGGUCGGUCUUUUCCUCUGGCGGAGCUGUUACUCAGAAAUGGAUUUCAUACAGGCCACACGGUUAUUGUUACACCUUGUUUGGUAGUUUAAUGUUCGUGUUUUAUGAGAUACAGCUCUCUGGCCUGCGAGGCUGAAAGUGUAGAUACCGUGUGUGGCAAAUGUGACAAUGUUUUGGAAAUUUAAGUUUUCCAAAGAUCCGAGGUUGCAGCGGAGCAGAAGUUUGUCUCUGGGCCACAGCUGGAGCAGCCCGAUGUAGGCUUUUUUCCAUCGGAACAUUUUCUCUGUAAAGCUCCCAGCUGUCUGAUGUUUUUGUUUUUACUACCUGGAAAUUACCCGUGUGUGUGAGCGCUUUAAUUUUCCGUUGAAGAAGACGAGUUACCUGGGGGGGUCAGCCCCGCCAUGGCGCCCCUACUCUCACACACGCUCCCCGGUGUGUCGGUCUGACUGAGGGCUCCGAUGGACGUGAGCAACGGCCGGACCUACUGCGUCAUCCCAAACGCGAGACACCGGUGACCGACUGUCGGCUGCACGCGAAACAAGCCUGGUCUUGUCCCAACGAAGGUUGUCAAGGUGACAGGCUGUGGCCGGGUUGGCAAGUUUCUGAAGACUUGUUUGUUGACCACAUACGCAAAUAUCGCCACAAUGAAUGAGAGGCAGGCUCUCCACUCUAUAAUGAAGGACCUGGUUGCCCUCCAGAUGACACGGCGCCAGCCUGUGCUGUCGUAUGACAGCGGCAAACCCAAGGCACCGGCCCAGGCCAACAGACAGGACGAUGUGAGGAUAAAGUUUGAAUUCUCAGGCGAGCGGAGGAUCCUGAUGUUUGGGAGGCCCGUGCAGUUCGAUGAAAUCCAGCAGAAAGUCAAGGCUGUCUUUGGCCAGCAGCUAGACCUGCAUUAUAUGAACAAUGAGUUGUCCAUCCCUCUGCGAGAUCAGGAUGACCUAGACAAGGCGAUCGACCUGCUGGACAGAAGCUCCAACAUGAAGAGCAUCAAGAUCCUGCUGCUCACUCAGGAGCACAGCAAUGCCUCCUCCCCCUCCCACCACGUGCCAUGCAAGCAGGUGAGGAUCAAGUCCUCCCAGUCCACUGGAGACGUCAGCACGGUGUAUCAGUCCUCCGAGCCCAGGGGGCGCCACCUAUCAACUGGUUCUCAGAACACGGGGCGUAGCUCACCGCCUCCUGGCUACGUACCUGAACGCCAGCAGAGGAUCGCCCGCCAAGGUUCAUACACCAGCAUAAACAGUGAGGGGGAGUUCAUCCCUGAGACCAGUGAUCAGUGUGUGUUGGAUCCCUGGAGCAGUGCAGAAAACUCUGUCUCUGGAAGCUGUCAGUCUCUGGACAGCAACUCAGACAGCCCCUCGCUGAGGAAGUCUCGCAUGCACAGAGCCAAGAGUUACCCUGAUAAUCGUCAGGAGUGCUCAGACAGGGAGAAUCAUGUGUAUGACAGGGUAGCAGGGAAAGGAGGCACCUAUCCUCGUAGGUACCACGUCUCCCUGCAUCACAAGGACCACAGUGAAGGCCGACGGACGUUUCCGCGGAUCCGUCGCCCCCAGGGCAACCUGUUCACUCUGGUGCCCUCGCGCCGGUCGCUCAAUGGCAGCGAGGAGAGUUUGGGCAGCUGGCAGCUGGUCGAUGCUCAGGGCAGGCUCCGUCCCCAAGAUCGUUCUGUUCCGCAUAAGUCACCCAGUGCUCCCAUGACGUGGCGGCGGGGGAAGCUUCUGGGCCAGGGAGCGUUUGGACGAGUUUACCUGUGUUACGAUGUGGAUACUGGGAGGGAGCUGGCUGCCAAGCAGGUCCAGUUUGACCCUGACAGUCCUGAAACCAGCAAGGAGGUCAGUGCUUUAGAGUGUGAAAUCCAGUUGCUGAAAAAUUUGCAUCACGAGCGCAUUGUUCAGUACUACGGCUGUCUGAGGGACCACAAUGAGAAGACCCUCACUAUUUUCAUGGAGUACAUGCCGGGGGGUUCAGUCAAAGACCAGCUGAAGGCCUACGGGGCACUGACAGAAAACGUGACCCGAAAGUACACAAGGCAGAUCCUGGAGGGCAUGUCCUACCUGCACAGCAACAUGAUCGUACACCGGGACAUCAAAGGUGCCAACAUCCUGCGGGAUUCAGCGGGCAACGUGAAGCUUGGAGAUUUUGGUGCCAGCAAGAGGCUGCAGACCAUCUGCAUGUCUGGCGCUGGCAUCCGCUCUGUGACCGGCACCCCCUACUGGAUGAGCCCGGAGGUGAUCAGUGGAGAGGGCUACGGCAGGAAGGCUGAUGUCUGGAGCCUUGGUUGUACGGUGGUGGAGAUGCUGACAGAAAAGCCUCCAUGGGCUGAAUACGAGGCCAUGGCGGCCAUAUUCAAGAUCGCCACCCAGCCCACCAACCCACGGCUGCCCUCGCACACCUCCGACCAGGCACAGGACUUCAUAAGCUGCAUUUUUGUGGAGGCCAAACACAGACCCAGUGCUGAGGAGCUGCUCAGACAUCCCUUCUCCCAGAUUCUGUGCUGAAACCUGCCUGGUUUCUGAACUUUAACCACAGAGUAGCCUCAGCAGUAUCUGUAGCUUCCUGAAAGCCAUCCACGGCAGAAAUCCAGAUGUUGAACUGGUCUAGAAGUCAGUGUUUUAACCCACUGAACCUCUGCCCUUCUUACACAAAUCCAAAUAACAAGGCAGUCCAACAACAACUGUCAUCAAUGCCUUGAAAACCAAUGCCAGUAAAUGCUCUUACAAGAGUCACCACCAGGGGGAAACCAAACAUUAAGUAUCUGGUGGGCUGCUGAUCUUUCUCAGAUACAAACACGCGCACACACUCCAAAGGCAGCAUCAUUCAAGUCAAGCAGUCUCCAAAAAAUAUCCUCUCCUGUGUUUACAUUCACACGUUGGGCAGUUGUGAAAAAUUGAAGUCUAGGAAGCCUCACAGUGUUUGACAUUUAAACAUUCAGCUCAGCACCAUUUUAAAGCUACAGGUCACCACAGUGUGAAUUGGUUUGUUCUCUCAUUUCCACUUCAUCUCUGUCUCAUUUUAAAAAAGAAAACCCUUAAACUAGAGCUCUGUUGAAACAGCUUAAGCUAUUAGUGAAGCACUUUGCAGUUCUGACUGCAUGCUUGUGUAGAUUGAGUGAAAUAGAUGAAGCAACGAUACAUGGAGACAUGUGUAGAGUAGCUACACUGGAGUUUAGUAGAACAGUAAUUAAUGUUAAACACACCAAAGUAUUUUUUGGUUCGAGCCCUACAUAUUUUACCAUGGUCUAGUAAUCUUGCAGGUAGAAAUUAAAGGUACACUAUGCAGGAUUGUCUGUUACUGUUUCGCCUUCACAAGCGAAAGUAAAAGCCAACCCCAGAUUCACUCGUUCAGCGUUCUGCCUCACUGUAUUUGCGUAUUUGGGUGCUGUGUCUCUUGGAUGCCUGCUGCUUAUUGUCUGGCACCCAGGCGCUACCUUUUUAUAAAACCCUGAUCUCACCUGAGCGCUUUGGGGAUACAUGGCCAUAAAUAUCAUGAGCAUAGAAAACAAGAAGAAAAUAGAAAACUACAGGCAGAGGGCCAGAGUCUCUGCAGAAAAAUACAGCACUGCACUGAAAGUGAGUCGUAAGUGAUGACUGAGGGGAAUUACUUCUGUAUGAGUUCAUAUAUUGUUUUUAAAGAAAAUCCUGCAUAGUAUAUCUUUAAUAAUAAGAGCUAAAUACAUAUGUUUCUCCACUGAUAGUACCUUCAGUGGACCUUGAUGCAAGGCUGCUGGUAGCCCCAGUUUAUCUGUUACGUGUUUCUGUUACAUUCAAGUCACAGUGAGAAGCAUCUGUUUCUGUUUCUUGGUUGUACAAAAAUGGCAAGGAUAUAUGUUGUCCAGCUACUGGGAUAGAAAAUACAGACAUAAAUUGACAAACUUAUUACAAAAUCUUUUUUUUUUUUUUUUUUUUUUUGGGUUCAUAGUGCAGCAAAUGGGAUUUUUUUUCUUCGUCCAAAUGGUCAGAAGAGGAUUUUUGAAACUUUGGAAAUACAUCCAGAGCAGUGGUUUAAGAUUUAUUUUUCAGAAAAACAAAUGCUUAGCUCUGUGGCUUAAAAGUAAUUGUAACAUGAGAGGCACAAACUGAGGCUUUGCAGCUACAACACCUGAUUUAAGUCAAAGAUAUGGCUCUUUAUUUUCUCUUGCUUCACUGUAAUUAUCACUGUUUCCGUUCUUCUACCUGUAAAACUAACCAGUUGAGUCUUGGGCUGCCUACAUUCAAAAUUCUAGCCUCAAUUACGAGAAUCAGUGCAUUUUAAUACAGUUUAUCAAAUAAUCCACUCACAUAAAGCAUGAGGAUAACAAGUGGAGUUUUCCUUUUAAGAUUUUUCUCAUUAAAAUGAGUCCUCUGUCUUGUACUACCUUUCACCUCAGUGUGACUUAUCCCUCUACCCGCCAUCCUCUUAUUGUGGCUCUUCAGUAUCUCAUGUUUAUUGCCGACAAAGUGCCAAAAAGGGGCAGAUGAAAUAUUAUAUUACAGACUUGGUAUGAGUUAUAUGUGAAAAUAAAGCAGAUGGUGCUUUUUAUGGUUUGGAAAAUACAAACUAAAGGCCUUAAUUUGGAAGUGAUUUCCUUUGCCUAACUGUUGAUGUGUGUCUGGCCCAAACAUCCCUGGCUGAGAAGCCUUAGCUUACGGAUCAAUUUGAAAUCAGAUGCACUUUUAUGUCAAAUGAAUGUUGUGGAGUUUUUGUUCUCUUUACCAAAUUUGAUUUUUUUUAUCUUCAAAUGUGAAAUUUUUUUUCAUUUUUAUUUAUAUCCCCAUGUCCAUCCCAAUUAGAUUUUUAUAAGCAAAUAUAUAUGUAUAAAUAUAUUUUUUAUAUCUAGACUGUGUCAAAUCUAAUGAUACUUUCAGGACUUUGUGUCGUUAAAAGUAAAUCAUUGAAAGCAGCUGGUUUUGCAGACAUUACAGAAUUGGGGUUUAUAAAUGAAAAAUGGGUGGAAAACGAACUCUGGCUGCCUGGUUCUUGUUCCAGCUCAAAAAAAAGAAACCUUUCCACACAUUCGUAGCUAUACAUUUAGAUGACAGUGUUACCUGACAGGUUAUGGAAACUUUGUAUCAUUUGCUCAUUCUGCUUUGACGCAUCAGUGAGGUCUCAUGAAUGAAACCUUUAACUGCUGGGAGUAUUUUUUGUGUGAGCUCAGUUGUUAGUGAAAUGUAAUUAAGGGGUGUGCAUGAGCCAAAGACGAGCAGGAUCAGAGCCAGUGCUGGAUUUCAGAGUUCGCUGUUCAACCCAGAUGACGACUUUGUUUAUCCCAGGGUUCAGACGCGUCCAGUAUUGAAUGACUUUCUGGGCAAAGGGCUUGACAUUGCCUGAAGGCUAACAUGAGAACGUUCUAAGGGGCUGCUACAGGCUAAAGGCAGCUAAAAUAUGUUGAAAAUAAUAUUUUGUUUAAAAGACAGUGAGAUAAUGAACCCUGUGGUAAGCAAAUGAAUACAAGCUAGUUGUUUAGAGAUCUAUAUAUGUAAAUGUAUGAUUAUGUAUCAUGACAGGACUUGCAGUGCAAAGUCUGAUGUAUCAAAUUUAUUUUACAGCAAGAAAAGAAUAGUAUGUUUAAUGACAGUGUUUAUAUAUGUCAUGUCCUCUCCCCAAAACAAAUAAAUUGUUUAUAAAAAAUG
Molecule: messenger RNA, 6375 nt
Organism: Epinephelus moara (kelp grouper)
Lineage: Eukaryota; Metazoa; Chordata; Actinopteri; Perciformes; Serranidae
Gene: map3k3
Product: mitogen-activated protein kinase kinase kinase 3
Exons: 17
Coding region: 1411-3264 (617 amino acids)
Biological process (GO): protein phosphorylation
Molecular function (GO): protein binding; ATP binding; protein kinase activity
Source: RefSeq, a predicted model, not a curated record